CGUUCGCGGAUCACCUAAAAGUUAGGUUAAAACCGGGCCGUGUCGUUUCACUCGUUUCUCAUCCUCAUUCUUCUCUCUGGCCUGAUCUGUGAUAUUAUACGCUCGUCAUGUCUGCUACGGCUAUACAUAAAUUUAUAACUUUCGUAGGAUUUAUUUCUAUAUUACAUGCAGCCUAUUCGGCGGCACAGCAUCGUUCCUACUUGCGGAUCACCGAACAGGAGUUUACCACUUUGCCAAUCGAUAUUUUAAUCCAAGGUAUAGCCAGUUUAUUUGUCGUCAUGUAUGGCGUUAUGUACAUCGCUGGCGAUUUCAAAGAGAUUCGGGCAGUUGUCGAUUUGGAGAAUAAAUCUUGGGAGACGCUGCGAAAUCUACCAUCCUUUCAAGUAUUUAAUCAUCGUGGAAGAUCUCUAUCUCCAGAAUAUAUUCAAGAAUAAAACGAUAUAUUUUGAUAUCAGAUCAUUGACAAAAAUAUCAAAUCAUUUAUCUUGUUUGUUAAAUCACAGUUAGAACAGCAAAGAUCUAUUGAUAUUUAGUGGUAUCAAUUUAAUCAUGUAAUGUAUUUAUUAAUAUAUUAAAAUUAAAAAUAUAUCACUUUUAAGAAGGCAAGAUAUAUAUGUAUAUAAAGCAAACGAUAACUUGAUGUAUUACGUAGAUAUGAAAUUUAAUAAUUUAUUGCUGGAAAACAACUCGUAGCAGAUUAUGAUCUUUGUCCUCGUAAUAUUAAUCUAAAUCUUAAAACUUUAAAAUAUACGGCGAAUGGUUUUGUAUACACAUUUUACACGGUUCUGUGACAGUAGACAGUAUGAAUAAAAAAAUCACAAAUUUCA
This is a messenger RNA of Temnothorax curvispinosus, 827 nucleotides long. It is a transcript of the gene EMC5, whose product is annotated as membrane magnesium transporter 1. Gene Ontology annotation, cellular component: EMC complex; Golgi apparatus; early endosome. The transcript has 3 exons. Lineage: Eukaryota; Metazoa; Arthropoda; Insecta; Hymenoptera; Formicidae. The record is from RefSeq and is a predicted model, not a curated record. Bases 108 to 434 code for a protein of 108 amino acids.